CUCAUUGUACGUUGUGCAAGUCCAUGCAACACACACACACAGCACCCUGGUUAUCUGCAGUGUGAUUCAGCUGGUAACGGAUCACAGCAGGUGUACCAACUGACCACAUUCUGGCACAAGCGGGACACACGAUAUCUGAAACUACAGAACGCCAGAAGACCCAGGGCAGAGGACAGCUCAGGAAGUCAGGAGGACUGGUGACUACCUGAAAGCAUGUGCUCCUGGAUCCACAUUUCUGUGUUUACCCUUCUUCUUGGCUUCUGCUCAUCCGAUACGGAUCCUGCCCCUGAUCUGAGGUCUGUUUUACCAUCCACACUAAGCUCCAAGAAUAACGCCAUCUAUGGCAUCGUUUUUGAUGCCGGCAGUACUGGGACUCGAAUUCACAUCUACACCUUUCACCAAAGAGCUGCAGGUUCUCCUCUGGAGCUGGAUGGAGAAAUCUUUGAGUCGGUAAAGCCGGGUCUCUCUGCUUAUGCCAAUCAGCCUGAGAAGGGUGCAGAAGCUGUGCGUUCCUUACUUCAACUGGCACAAGACGCUGUCCCAUCUUCUCACUGGCAGAAAACUCCUCUGAUACUGAAAGCUACUGCCGGCUUCCGACUGCUUCCUGUACACCAGGCUGAAGGCCUGCUCUCCGAGGUGAGGAAAGUCUUCAACUCGUCUCCUUUUCUAGUACCGGAAAACAGCGUCGCCAUUCUGGAUGGAACUGACGAAGGAAUAUUAGCCUGGAUCAGUGUAAACUUUCUCACAGGUCGGUUACAUGGAGAUCGUAGUGUGGGCACUUUGGAUUUGGGUGGAGCAUCUACACAGAUCACCUUCCUUCCUCUUAAUAGAGCUACUUUAGAUGAGACUCCACGGGAGUCGUUGGCUUCCUUUGAGCUGUUCAAUAGCACAUAUCGCCUCUACACACGUAGUUAUCUGGGUCUCGGUCUGAAGGAGGCUCGUCUUGCAGUUCUUGGCGCUUCGGUGUCUGUAGCCCAGCAGAAGCAGACCUUUCACAGCCAUUGUUUUCCCCCAGACCUGAAUGGAUCAUGGGUAUUUGAUAGUGUAACCUACAGAUAUGGAGGACAGUCUGAUGGUCUCUCUGGAUUUAAUUUAUGUUACUCGGAGGUUCGUCGUAUUGUAGAAGGAAAGCUGCACCAGGUGGAUGAGAUCCGACACAGCCCAUUCUAUGCCUUCUCAUACUACUAUGACCGCGCUGUGGACAGCAGCCUGAUUGAUUUGGAGAACGGCGGUGUGCUGGAAGUCCGGGACUUUGCCCAAAAAGCAAGAGAAGUGUGUGAUCACAUGACCAGCGACUCCUCCCACAGCCACUUCCUGUGUAUGGAUCUGACCUACAUCACUGCUCUGCUCAGGGAAGGCUUCGGCUUCGAGGACGGGACUGUCUUGCAGCUAAGCAAAAAAGUGCGAAAUGUGGAGAUGAGUUGGACGCUGGGAGCCGCUUUCCACGUGUUACAGUCCCUGUUAGUGUUGUAGUAGCGCCAGCAGCAAUAUCACAACCCAGUGCCUUAUCAUGAGUCUUAUUGCACACCUCGGAAUUUAGCCCAAAAACUGUGUUUUCUAAUGAAGGGAGGAGAGAGCUCGUCGUAAUUGUAUAUUCUUCUCUUAUCCAUGUCCUAAUCUAGAAUAAUAUGCAAUUUGCACUGACCAUCUCUAACCAGCUGCUCUUUAUUGCAGCACUGAUAUUUAUAUAUUUAAUUUUAUAAAAUGAAAUGAUGACA
Messenger RNA from Rana temporaria (common frog), 1718 nucleotides. RefSeq names its product ectonucleoside triphosphate diphosphohydrolase 5 (inactive) (gene ENTPD5). The coding region runs from base 214 to 1473 and encodes 419 amino acids. NCBI's taxonomy places the organism in Eukaryota, Metazoa, Chordata, Amphibia, Anura, Ranidae. The record is from RefSeq and is a predicted model, not a curated record. Gene Ontology annotation, cellular component: membrane. Gene Ontology annotation, biological process: nucleoside diphosphate catabolic process. The transcript has 14 exons. Gene Ontology annotation, molecular function: UDP phosphatase activity; GDP phosphatase activity.